Molecule: messenger RNA, 1595 nt
Organism: Hipposideros armiger (great roundleaf bat)
Lineage: Eukaryota; Metazoa; Chordata; Mammalia; Chiroptera; Hipposideridae
Gene: STXBP3
Product: syntaxin binding protein 3
Exons: 17
Biological process (GO): vesicle-mediated transport
Source: RefSeq, a predicted model, not a curated record
GGGCGCGGCCCGUGGGCGGGGCUUCCCGGAGCAGCUCUCCCACAGCUGAAAUAGGCUGCGAAAGGGAGGCGGCGGCUGCUCCUCCCCGGUGUUGGGAAGAUGGCGCCGCUGGUGACGGAAAGGGGGCUGAAGAGCGUCGUGUGGCAGAAGAUAAAAUCAACAGUGUUUGAUGACUGCAAGAAAGACGACGAAUGGAAGAUAAUGCUUUUAGAUGAAUUUACCACUAAGCUUUUGGCAUCGUGUUGCAAAAUGACAGAUCUUCUAGCAGAGGGUAUAACUGUUGUAGAGAAUAUUUAUAAGAAUCGAGAACCUGUCAGACAAAUGAAAGCUCUUUAUUUUAUCUCUCCGACAUCAAAGUCUGUAGAUUGUUUUUUAUGUGAUUUUGGGACUAAAUCGGAGAACAAAUAUAAAGCAGCAUAUAUAUACUUCACUGACUUUUGCCCUGAUAGCCUCUUUAACAAAAUUAAGGCUUGCUCCAAGUCAGUAAGAAGAUGUAAAGAAAUAAAUAUUUCCUUUAUUCCACUUGAAUCUCAGGUAUAUACUCUUGAUGUACCAGAUGCAUUCUAUUACUGUUACAGUCCAGACCCCAAUAAUGCCAGCGGAAAAGACGCCGUAAUGGAAGCAAUGGCUGAGCAGAUAGUUACAGUAUGUGCUACCCUGGAUGAAAAUCCCGGAGUAAGAUAUAAAAGUAAACCUCUAGAUAAUGCCAGUAAGCUUGCCCAGCUUGUUGAAAAGAAACUUGAAAACUACUACAAGACUGAUGAAAAGAGCCUAAUAAAGGGUAAAACUCACUCCCAGCUCAUAAUAAUUGAUCGUGGCUUUGAUCCUGUGUCUACUGUCCUGCAUGAACUGACGUUUCAGGCAAUGGCAUAUGAUCUACUGCCAAUUGAGAAUGAUACAUACAAAUAUAAAACAGAUGGGAAAGAAAAGGAGGCAGUCCUUGAAGAAGACGAUGACCUCUGGGUCAGAAUUCGACAUCGGCAUAUUGCGGUUGUGUUAGAGGAAAUUCCGAAGCUUAUGAAGGAAAUUUCGUCAACAAAGAAAGCAACAGAAGGAAAGGUAUCACUUAGUGCUCUUGCCCAGCUAAUGAAAAAGAUGCCCCAUUUCCGUAAACAGAUCACUAAGCAAGUUGUCCAUCUUAACUUAGCAGAAGAUUGCAUGAAUAAAUUCAAGCCUAAUAUAGAAAAGCUCUGCAAAACUGAACAGGAUCUGGCACUUGGAACUGAUGCAGAAGGACAGAAGGUGAAAGAUUCUAUGCGAGUACUCCUUCCAGUUCUCCUCAGCAAAACUCAUGAUAAUUAUGAUAAAAUAAGAGCAAUCCUACUCUAUAUCUUCGGUAUUAAUGGAACUACGGAAGAAAAUUUGGACAGGUUGAUCCAGAAUGUACAGAUAGAAAAUGAGAGUGACAUGAUUCGUAACUGGAGUUAUCUUGGUGUUCCCAUUGUCCCCCAGUCUCAACAAAGUAAACCAUUAAGAAAGGAUCGGUCUGCAGAAGAAACUUUUCAACUUUCUCGAUGGACACCUUUUAUCAAAGAUAUUUUGGAGGAUGCCAUUGAUAAUAGAUUAGAUUCAAAGGAAUGGCCAUAUUGUUCCCA